This is a messenger RNA of Kuraishia capsulata CBS 1993, 1734 nucleotides long. RefSeq lists its product as uncharacterized. The record is from RefSeq and is a predicted model, not a curated record. Gene Ontology annotation, biological process: CTP biosynthetic process; pyrimidine nucleobase biosynthetic process. The transcript is spliced from 2 exons. Gene Ontology annotation, molecular function: CTP synthase activity; identical protein binding. Gene Ontology annotation, cellular component: cytoophidium; cytoplasm. NCBI's taxonomy places the organism in Eukaryota, Fungi, Ascomycota, Pichiomycetes, Pichiales, Pichiaceae. Bases 1 to 1734 code for a protein of 577 amino acids.
AUGAAAUACGUCGUUGUGUCAGGAGGUGUUAUCUCUGGUAUUGGUAAGGGUGUUAUUGCCUCUUCCACGGGUAUGCUGCUCAAGACCCUGGGGUUGACAGUUACUUCAAUCAAGAUCGACCCCUACAUGAACAUCGAUGCUGGUACCAUGUCGCCAUUAGAGCACGGUGAAUGCUUCGUUUUGGACGAUGGUGGAGAGGUUGAUUUGGACUUGGGUAACUACGAGAGAUAUCUCAACAUCACUUUGACGAGAGACCACAACAUCACCACCGGCAAAAUUUACUCCCAGGUGAUUGAGAGAGAAAGAAGAGGUGACUACCUCGGUAAGACCGUCCAGAUCGUUCCACAUCUCACUAAUGCCAUCCAAGACUGGAUUGAGCGUGUGGCAAGAAUCCCAGUUGACGAGUCUGGGUUGACUCCAGAUGUGUGUAUCAUCGAAUUGGGUGGAACAGUGGGUGACAUCGAGUCUGCCCCAUUCGUUGAAGCUUUGAGACAGUUCCAGUUUAGAGUUGGUGUUGAGAACUUUGCGCUGAUCCACGUUUCCUUGGUUCCAGUUAUUCACGGAGAACAGAAGACUAAGCCCACUCAAGCAGCCAUCAAGGACCUGAGAUCUUUGGGUCUGAUGCCUGAUAUGAUCGCCUGCCGUUGCUCCAACAAGUUGGAAGCCGAGACCAUCGAGAAGAUCGCCAUGUUCUGCCAUGUCGGUCACAACCAGGUUCUUGCUGUUCACGAUGUGAACUCCACCUACCAUGUUCCAAUUCUUUUGAACGAGCAAAAGCUGACCGGUUUCUUGACCAAGAGACUGGAAUUGCAAAAGAUCAAGCUCUCCGACAACAUGAAGACCAAAGGUGCCAAACUCUACAAAGACUGGUCGAACUUAUUGACCAAGCACGACAAGUCAUUUGAGAAAGUCACCAUUGCAAUCGUCGGUAAAUACACCCAUCUACACGAUUCGUACCUCUCGGUGAUCAAGGCCUUGGAGCACUCUUCCAUGAGAUGUUCAAGAAAGCUGGAGAUCGUUUGGGUCGAAUCAUCCGAUCUCGAGCCAAGUACCGAGUCCGCUUCUGGUGACAAUAAGGUCAACUUUCACAAGGCGUGGCACAACGUUUGCGUUGCAGAUGGUAUUCUCGUGCCAGGUGGUUUCGGUACCCGUGGUACAGACGGUAUGAUUGCUGCCGCCAAAUGGGCCAGAGAGAACAACGUCCCAUACCUGGGUGUCUGUCUCGGUCUGCAAAUUGCUGUCAUCGAGUUCGUCAACAACGUGGUGGGAAUUAAAGGUUCCACCUCAGCCGAGUUUGACGAAUCCGCAAGUGAAGAAACUGCUUCUGUCGUGUACAUGCCUGAAAUCGAUAAGGAUAAGAUGGGUGGAACCAUGAGACUUGGACUCAGACCAACUGUCUUCCAAAAGGGCACAGAAAAGACUGCCAUCAGACAAUUGUAUGGCGGCCACGAAUCUGUUCCAGAAAGACACAGACACAGAUACGAGAUCAAUCCCAAGCUGGUUUCCCAGAUUGAGGAGAAAGGCCUCAAGUUUGUUGGUAGAGACGAGACCGGCUCUAGAAUGGAGAUCUUUGAGCUGGAGAACCACAAAUACUUUGUUGCAACCCAGUACCAUCCUGAAUACAUAUCCAAGGUGUUGGAUCCCUCGAAGCCCUUCUUGGGCCUUGUGGCUGCUGCUUCUGGUAUCUUGGAAGAUGUAUUGAAGGAGGAUCUCAAUGCUUCGGGAGCCUUUUAA